AAGAUACUGAACUCUUGCUUUUCGCCUUUUCUAUUUUGUUCAGUGGGUUUAAAUGUUAUAGCCAUCAGUUCUUUACUAAUUCAAACUUUGAACUCAAUUAAUGAUUCUAAUUUGGCAAUUAAAUACGGAACUUUUUGUAGCGCUUUUAUGCUUCAUCUAUUUUUUUUAACGAUACCAGCUCAAAGAUUAUUAGAUAGUAGUUUAUUAAUUUCACAAGGAACAUAUAACGGUGAAUGGUAUAAUUUACCACUUCAUGGACAAAAAUUAAUUGUGCCAAUAAUACUCCGAGGUCAAAUACCUUCAACUUUAACUGUUGGGGAAUUUUGUGACAUGGAUAUGAUUGCAUUCGCAGCGCUUUUAAAGACAUCUAUUUCUUAUUUUACGGUCCUUUUAUCCAUGCGUUAA
This is a messenger RNA of Leptopilina heterotoma, 405 nucleotides long. Its product is annotated as putative odorant receptor 85d. The record is from RefSeq and is a predicted model, not a curated record. Gene Ontology annotation, molecular function: odorant binding; olfactory receptor activity. The transcript is spliced from 4 exons. Bases 148 to 405 code for a protein of 85 amino acids. Gene Ontology annotation, biological process: sensory perception of smell; detection of chemical stimulus involved in sensory perception of smell. Lineage: Eukaryota; Metazoa; Arthropoda; Insecta; Hymenoptera; Figitidae. Gene Ontology annotation, cellular component: plasma membrane.